Oryza brachyantha (malo sina) is the source of this 682-nucleotide messenger RNA. RefSeq lists its product as uncharacterized. NCBI's taxonomy places the organism in Eukaryota, Viridiplantae, Streptophyta, Magnoliopsida, Poales, Poaceae. The record is from RefSeq and is a predicted model, not a curated record. The transcript has a single exon. The coding region runs from base 245 to 478 and encodes 77 amino acids.
AUAAAUAGCAGCUGAGAGACAGGUUAUUCAUCAACACCAUUGCUCUUCAAUCUGUCAAUUUAAGUUCAGUUCAGAGUUCAGACACACUCACAGAGACAGAUACAUAUAUACGCAUAGAGAAAGAGAGCAAGAAAGCUAGCUAGCUAAGCCAGUGUGUGUGCUGUACGUGGCCGGUCGGUGCUGUUGGUCGUCGUCGCCGUCGCCGGCGAUCGGUAGCUGGCUGGGCGGCCGGCCGGAGACGACGAUGGGUUGCCUGCUGCGGCGGCUGUUCCCGUUCCUGGUGGGCGCGGCGGCGGGCGUGUACGCGGCGCAGAACUACAAGGUGCCCAGCCUCCGGGGCCUCGCCGACCGCGGCGUCGACGCCGCCAGGCAGUAUGAGGAGGCCUACCGCAAGAAGCCCGCCGCCGCCGCCGCCGGGAAGAAGAAGAUCAACAAGACCGUCGAGAUCGACGACGACGACGACGACGACGAAGAGUAAAUUGACAACUAGCUAACGCUAUAGCUAAGCUAGCUAGCUCACCACUCCAUAAUUAAGCUGCAAGGAGAGUAUAUUAUAUUUGUAUAUACUAUGAAAAAACGAGCCGCUAAGUGUACGAGUUAAUUAUAGUUAUGGUAUUUUAUAUGCAUGCACAUGUAUACUAUAUAUGUUUGAAUUUGCUGAAUAAUAUAUGCUUACCUCCGU